This is a messenger RNA of Prorocentrum cordatum, 402 nucleotides long. The record is from the annotation of a GenBank genome assembly. NCBI's taxonomy places the organism in Eukaryota, Dinophyceae, Prorocentrales, Prorocentraceae.
AUGUUUGUGUUGGCUUAUGUUCUUCUGAAUGUGAUUAUCCGUAUCGGUACUUUGUCGUCCCCCCACGACCGGGCGGGCGCCGAUGGGGAAAAGCCGCCGACGCCGAGCCCUGGCGCGGGCUCUCAGGGCUGGCCGCCCGCCGCCCGCCGCCCGCCUGGCCGCCGCAGCGGUCUUGACGGCCUUCGUCGCGGCUUCGGGUCGAAGGCCUACGGUGCCGCAGUCACGUCGCGGUGUUCGGCAUGCUGGGCCAGCGAUGGCGACGGAGGCCGAGGAAAGACACACGAGCUGGUAGUUCUCUCCUGGGAAGUACGCCGCUCGCGGGGUAGCACAAUUGGUCGACUGGCUGGGGGGCCGACGCCAACGCCGCCCACUGCAGAUGCGUGGGCAACGGGCCGCCGGUGA